This is a messenger RNA of Piliocolobus tephrosceles (Ugandan red Colobus), 2770 nucleotides long. It is a transcript of the gene PACRGL, whose product is annotated as parkin coregulated like. The record is from RefSeq and is a predicted model, not a curated record. The transcript is spliced from 10 exons. Bases 396 to 1142 code for a protein of 248 amino acids. Lineage: Eukaryota; Metazoa; Chordata; Mammalia; Primates; Cercopithecidae.
UUGCGCGGCGCGACCAGAUCCCGGGGCGGGCCGCGCGGAGCCUUAUUUCCUCGAACGCCGGAGCUCGGUGGCAGUAGCCGCGGAUGUUGGCCCACCGAGUGCCGGGCAUAAGCUCCGCCGGCCUCUGGUUGGGGGACAGCUCGUGUGCGGGUCGCGGCGGGAGAGAGAGGCGCGGUAGGAACGAGUCCCCAGAGCCGUGAACCGCGGGUACGGGUGUCCAGUCCGCGCUCUCGGCCAAGCCGGUUGCUUCCUGAUCUGUGGUUAGGGCCGCCGGACCCCGUGCCGGACCCUUGAGAUCGUCAGCACUUGGAGUGUGCCCCUCCUUUCCUGGGGUAGAGGGUCUGUCGAGAGUAUCCUUCGUUAACCUUAAUUAAAACUGGAGUGAAAGGGAAGCAAUGCAGAAAUCAGAGGGGUCUGGAGGUACACAGUUGAAAAACAAAGCAAGAGGUGACUGUGAUCAAAGGACAUCAUCAAGCACACAGAUAAAACACAGGAAUACAGUUCAAAGAAACAAAUCCUCAUUGUCAACCAGUUCUCCAGAGUCUGCAAGAAAACUUCAUCCUCGACCAAGUGAUAAACUGAACCCUAAAACAAUUAACCCGUUUGGUGAACAGUCACGAGCGCCUUCUGCAUUUGCAGCUAUUUACUCUAAAGGAGGUAUUCCUUGCAGAUUGGUACAUGGUUCAGUAAAACACAGAUUACAGUGGGAAUGUCCUCCUGAAAGUCUUUCAUUUGAUCCACUUCUUAUUACUUUAGCUGAGGGUCUGAGAGAAACCAAGCAUCCAUACACCUUUGUAUCAAAGGAGGGUUUUAGAGAAUUACUUUUGGUCAGAGGUGCUUCUGAAAAAGCUGUUCCUUUGCUACCUAGACUGAUUCCUGUGCUAAAGGCAGCUCUGGUCCAUUCGGAUGAUGAAGUGUUUGAAAGAGGAUUGAAUGCCCUAGUUCAGCUAAGUGUUGUUGUUGGUCCUUCUCUAAACGACCAUCUGAAGCAUCUGCUUACAAGCCUUUCCAAGAGAUUAAUGGACAAGAAAUUCAAAGAGCCAAUCACGAGUGCAUUACAAAAGCUAGAGCAAUGUGGCGGAAGUGGAAGCCUUAGCAUCAUCAAAUCUAAAAUUCCAACGUACUGCUCCAUAUGCUGUUGAAGAAGGGAGCCAACAAAAAUUGUUUUUUCUACGUGGUGACGUGUCAAACACUGACCAUCACGAUGAAGGAGGACCCAUUUUAUAUUUUGUGGAGUCUAUUGACCAGGCAUUAAACCACUUUAUUUAAAUCUUUACUUGGUAUUUAAUAGAGGAUAUUUCUCCAAUCAUAAUGCCAAAAUGGAAACUACAGAGGCGCAGAGGUAAGUCAAAGCAAAUGAGAAUUUUGGCAUUCUAUGUAGAUCACAGGCCAAAUCACACAGACUUUUAUACAGGUACAAGGAAAAUUGUGUGUGUGUAUGAGCCAGCAGUUCAUGAAGAUUGGAGGAUGGAGUGUAGGAGGCAGGAUAGUGGAUUAAGAGGGAACAUGUUUGCAGUAAUCCUCUCUCUCUGUCUGCAAGUUAUGGCUAAAUCUGUGUUGACUGAAGGAGACUUUAAAAAUGAAUGAUCUCCAUUACAGAGAAAGGACUGGGGAGCAGAAAUGACUGCUCAGUGGCUGUGUUCAGUUUAGAAAUGAGAUAGGGGACAGACUUUUUGCAUUAUUGGAGCACUUGUCAGUUGAAUGUGAAUAGCACUUAGUGAGCUGUUUAUGGUAGUGGUAAAUGGUGGCUGAACCAACAAUGGCUUCCACUGCUAGAAACCAAGUAACGACAUCACCACCAAGCAGCUUAAUGUCACCAAACUAAUUCUCUCAAAGACCACCACAUUGAAAUUCAAGUUGAGAAACAAGCAGACAUCCAGAAAGGUAAGAACAACAAUUUAAAAACACAGAAACAACAGAUUUCUUUGUUUUCAUGAUUAUUUGAAUUUUUUUUUUUUUUUUCGAGGCAGAGUCUAUUUCUAUUUCGAGGCAGAGUCUAUCUCUAUUGCCCAUCAUUCUGGAGUGCAGUAGCACAAUCAUGCCUCAACUGGGCUCAAGUGAUCCUCCCACGUAGCCGAGACUUCAGCCACGUGCCACCAUGCCCAGCUAACUUAAUUUUUUUUUUUUUUUUUGUAGAGAUGGGGUCUUGCUAUGUCGCCCACAUUGGUCUCAAGUUAUUUUCCUGCCUCAGCCUCCCAAAGUGCUGGGAUUACAGUUGUGAGCUACUGUACCAGGCCUUAACAAUUUUUAACCAUGGUUCUAUUCACACAUCAAGUCAGAUAAUUCUAAGCAAGCUAACACUGGUUUCUUCGAUAACGGGCUACUACCUGCAGUUCUCUUCAGAGAAAAUUUUCCACUAUUUCUUUUUUGUGACAGAAGACCAUUAGUGAGUUCAGCCAAAGAGCCGUUUCUUGUCCGUUUCUUGUCCACAUACACUAAAAUAAUGAUUUUUCUCUUAGAAAUCAGAUAGAAGCAUGGCCUGUUGUGAUACAUACUUGGCUAUCUAGGAAUUCUAAUUCUAUGGAGAUAUGAUAGAUAAUAUAUGAGUUAUGCUAAGUCUGGGCAAAGAGCAAUUCAAAUUCUCAUAUAUGUUUUAUCCUCCAUGAUGAAUACUCUCUAAGGAAUUGGGGAAUCAAAAACACAGUACAGGCUGGGUGCAGUGGCUCACGCCUGUAAUCCCAGACUUCGGGAGGCUGAGGCGGGUGGAUCACGAGGUCAGGAGAUAGAGACCAUGGUUAAAUCCUGUCUCUACUAAAAAUAAAAAAUUAGC